AAGAUCAGUAAAGAUGAUUAGGACCAUAUUUCAACAUGCGAAGAAACAUCCUGGGUUAAUCCCUCAAUUUUUCUUUGUGACUUUGGGCAUGACAGGGGCCACCUGCUACCUGAUCCGUCUGGCAAAAGGGCCUCAUGUCACCUUCUGGGACAAGACCAACAACCCAGAACCCUGGAACAGGCUUGACCCAACCUACCAGUACAAGUUAGUGGCCGUCGAAACUGACUACAAGAACCUGAAGAAACAGGGCCCUGACUUCUAA
This is a messenger RNA of Scomber japonicus (chub mackerel), 262 nucleotides long. Its product is annotated as cytochrome c oxidase subunit NDUFA4. The record is from RefSeq and is a predicted model, not a curated record. Lineage: Eukaryota; Metazoa; Chordata; Actinopteri; Scombriformes; Scombridae. The transcript is spliced from 4 exons. The coding region runs from base 14 to 262 and encodes 82 amino acids.